CGGUGGGCAGUGACGUAACGUGCACCAUGGCCGGGUGAAGUCCGGUCAGAUAGUUCAGGUGUGCGGGACCUGGCGGAGCCCGGAGCCUCUGCCGGUGUGUGAGAGCCUGUAGCCGCCGGGGGGUGACGCUAACUGACGGUAUACACACUGGGAUACUGAGGGGGGUGGUGGCUCAUAGUGCGGAUUUGCAAGGAGGCUGUCAGGGGGUAUAUAGGGGGCAGAUACUGGGCUGUCAGGGGUAUCUAGUGGUAGAUACUGGGCUAUAGGGGUAUUCAGGUCUGUCAGGGGGUAUAUGGGGACAGAUACUGGGCUGUCAGGUUAUAUAGGGGCAGAUACUGACCGGUCCUGGGGUAUAUAGGGGCAGAUACUGACCUGUCAGGGUAUAUAGGGGCAGAUACUGACCUGUCAGGGGGUAUAUAGGGGCAGAUACUGUGCUGUCAGGGGGUAUAUAGGGGUUGUCAGGGUAUGUAGGGGCAGACACAGACCUGUUAGGUGGUAUGUAGUUUAUAUUGGGGUCUAUAUCAGUAGUAUAUAGUGGUCCAGUACUGUGACAGAGGGUAUAUAGGGAUCUAUAUCGUAUUGUGUAUAGAGUACUUAUAAGCGUGUGAGGGUUGUAUAGGGGUCUGUAUAAGGGGCUGUAAGCUGCAGAGGUAAAUAGGGGGAGUCAGUAGUGUGACAAAGGGGUGGGUGGCAUUUCAGGUGAAACACACAUUGGCAGAGGGCAUCAAGCUCUAUUACACCUCCGUGUAAAUCCCACCACUCACCAUGCGGCUAACAUUGCACAAGAAGAAGAUCGCCGUCCUGCUGCUGCUGCUUGGCAUGGGGUUCUGCGCCUGGCUGCUGCUCACCUCCUCCAGUCCAGAUGGAUCGGGGUCCUUACAUGUGACAUCACUACCCGGUGAGAUUAAAUAUCCCAGCGGCUUUGAGCUUCCCCGUGGCACUCCCCUGCAGAAGAGACUGUCCGCUUACCGCAACAACCUUCGCCAGCCGGUGUUCAAUGCUGAGCGGUUUCAGGGUCGGCCAGAGCUGGUGGUGGUGGUCCAGGUGCGCGGAGGGCGGGGAAGUGGCUCCCGCCUGCGGCUGCUUGCGGAGUCUCUACAGGCCGCUGGACCAGGUGCUACGGGACGCCUUUUGCUGGUGUUGAGCAUGGAGCGGCCUUGCCCAGAAGCCACGGAAGCCAUGCAGUCUAUAGACUUUUGCCGAGUCUUGCCAAUCUACUUCCCGUACAGUCUGAACUUCUAUCCGGAUGAGUUUCCUGGGAGUGACCCUGCAGACUGUCCACGGGACAUGCCGAAGGAAUCUGCCAUUCUGAAAGGCUGUACCAACGCGCAGUACCCUGACAGCCAUGGGCAUUACAGGGAGGCUGCUUUUACCCAAGACAAGCACCACUGGUGGUGGAAACUGCACUUCACCUGGGAGAAACUGCGAGAGGUGAGUGGGCACAGCGGCCAUAUUAUCUUCCUGGAAGAGGGCAGCUACCUACUCCCAGACUGGCUACAUGUCCUGAGGCUCAUGGAAAAACAGUGCCAAGAAGAGGGUUGCCACCUGCUCAGCCUUGGUGGCCUUUCUGCGCCGGAGCCCUCAUCAGACCCGCAGCACGUGGAAGUGAGCGGAUUCGUGGCCCCCAGGCAUCGGACUGCAAUAGUGAUGUCAAGACAGCAAUAUUACCAGCUGAUGGGCUGCUUGGGAGAAUUCUGCACCUAUGACGACUACAAUUGGGACUGGAGCCUGCAGCACGUGUCUGCCACUUGCCUGGCUCACCCCCUAAAGGUGCUGUCUGCCCGCCUGCCUCGGGUACUCAGCCUCCCAGCUAAAGCGGAGGAAGGAGGAAUGUGCGGGCAGACUGGACCCUGCCCAAACAUGGACGCCGCUUCACAAGCUCUGCGUGGGAAAGUGAGGGAGCUCAGCGGACGCCUCUUCCCAAAAACCCUCACCGUAUCUGCCAGGCAACAAGAAGUGCGCAAUCCGCCACCCACCAAGAACGGCGGCUGGGGGGAUAUCAGAGACCACACUCUUUGCCAGUCUUACGCCAGACUGUAAAGUGCCAAUUUGUAACUUUUUUUUCCUCCUUUUCUGGGGACCAAAAUCAAACUGUGACCAAAGUUGUUUACUCAGGAAUUCGAUCCCCGGCGUUGUCUGGAAUUGCUGCUCAUUAUCACACCGUGCCUUCUGACACGCUGCAAGAAGAUUGUGCCAACCUCCUGGUGCUUUUUGGAUAUAAUCUCCAUUCCCUCAACCAGAGGGUUAAGACUUCGACAGUAUCUUACGUGUUCAUCUCUGAGAUUGCUGCAGGCUGACAGCCCAGCGUCGUAACCGGAAAGCCAAAGAUUCCUUCAGCUUUAUCUGCCGCUUUUUACUCUUUGGACUUGACAUUGUGCACUGUCAUGUGCUCUGCGGAAGAGACCAGCGUGUAUGGUUGUGCGAUCUAGCCACACCACCGAGCCAUGUGUUGUGUUUAUGCAAUUAGGAUGUCACAAUUUGUGGGAAUAUACUGACAAAAAAAAAAAUGAAGUUUAUUUAAACCGUGACAAAUCCUCAUCUCUUGUACGCUGUGCGGGCAUGAAAACCUCAAGCCAUGGCUUUUUCAUAGUGUGAAUGUUGCUUUUAUAAGAAGUUUUAUUGUGAUAUAUUGUCUGACCUGUAACCCCGUUGCACAUUGGGGGUUAAUGAGUUACUAGUCGGACUUCUCUGUGACCUCGUUUGUCAGCGUAUUACAUAAUCUUAAAAUCUCCUGGUCGGUGACCAAAUAUUUACAGAGGUCACAGAGCACCCGACUUGCAGCAAAUCAUAGCUUUACAUGACAGUUCGCUGUCAGCUUCACAUCCCAGUCCUCUCAUUUCUUAAGGCAUUUUUUAAAUAUCUUCAGCCUUCUGUUUAGUCAACCAGAUGUAUCACAGAGUUCUUUCCUUGUUGAUAGGUACCUGCCACAAUGUAGGUGUUACAUACAGAUUAAAAUCUGCCUAAGGUUGCACACCGUAGAAGCUGCCUGUCUAUUCACUAGGAAUUUUUUCACUGGUGAGGCAUGACGCACCGUUGAGGUUAGGUCAUUCCUUGUACACCGAGACUUGGCACGCUGCAAAGCUCUGUAAAAUGCAACGUCACUGUUUGUUGAGCCUAGCGUAAUCGCAAUAGCUAUUAAUGCUUUGGGGAAUGCAAUCAAAAUAACUUAAUUCCAGGGUGCACUAGUCACUCCUCACAUUGGCCAGAUCAGCGCUGUUAUGUGUUAUAUGAUGUUUGGCCAGCGCUACAGCUGUAUUAUUAAGCUGAAACCAGUUUCUUGGUGCAUUGGGAAAAUGUUCAUUGCAAACCAGCAGAAUGUAUCUUUCCGGCCUGGGGACAGGAUGUACUGUAGAAUGGAUGCUUGUUGGUGUGACCCUUGCAAUAUAUGUUUCAGCUCCUGCACACACCACUAAGACACUCAGGGCCUAAUUCAGACCUGAUCGCAGCAGCAAAUUUGUUAGCAGUUGGGCAAAACCAUGGGGGUAAUUCCAAGUUGAUCGCAGCAGGAAUUUUUUUAGCAGUUGGGCAAAACCAUGUGCACUGCAGGGGAGGCAGAUAUAACAUGUGCAGAGAGAGUUAGAUUUGGGUGUGGUGUGUUCAAUCUGCAAUCUAAUUUGCAGUGUAAAAAUAAAGCAGCCAGUAUUUACCCUGCACAGAAAUAAAAUAACCCACCCAAAUCUAACUCUCCCUGCAGAUGUUAUAUCUGUCGUCGUCCCCCUCCCCCUUGGGCAAAAUCACAUGGUUUUGCCCAACUGCUAAAAAAUUUCCUGCUGCAAUCAACUUGGAAUUACCCCCCAUGUGCACUGCAGGGUGGGCAGAUAUAACAUGUGCAGAGAGAGUUAAGGCCCCCAUCCACUAGUC
Pseudophryne corroboree (corroboree frog) is the source of this 3861-nucleotide messenger RNA. RefSeq names its product alpha-1,6-mannosyl-glycoprotein 2-beta-N-acetylglucosaminyltransferase-like. Lineage: Eukaryota; Metazoa; Chordata; Amphibia; Anura; Myobatrachidae. The record is from RefSeq and is a predicted model, not a curated record. Gene Ontology annotation, molecular function: alpha-1,6-mannosylglycoprotein 2-beta-N-acetylglucosaminyltransferase activity. Gene Ontology annotation, cellular component: Golgi stack; Golgi membrane. The transcript is spliced from 2 exons. Gene Ontology annotation, biological process: protein N-linked glycosylation; oligosaccharide biosynthetic process. Bases 766 to 2040 code for a protein of 424 amino acids.